This is a messenger RNA of Oxyura jamaicensis (ruddy duck), 2349 nucleotides long. RefSeq names its product calpain 11 (gene CAPN11). The transcript is spliced from 23 exons. Lineage: Eukaryota; Metazoa; Chordata; Aves; Anseriformes; Anatidae. Gene Ontology annotation, molecular function: calcium-dependent cysteine-type endopeptidase activity; calcium ion binding. Bases 109 to 2226 code for a protein of 705 amino acids. The record is from RefSeq and is a predicted model, not a curated record. Gene Ontology annotation, cellular component: cytoplasm. Gene Ontology annotation, biological process: proteolysis.
AGCCGGGCUGGGCCGUGCCGAGCCGGGCAGGGCCGGGCAGGGCGGUGGCAGCUUCCGUGCGGGGCGAGCGGUGAGCGGACGCGGAGGUAGCGCUGCCGGUGCCCAGCCAUGAUGCCCUUCGGGGGGAUCGCUGCUCGGCUGGAGCGGGACCGCCUGAGAGCCGAGGGGGUCGGCCAGCACCACAACGCCAUCAAGUACCUCAACCAGGACUACGAGGCCCUCAAACAGGAGUGCAUCGAGAGCGGAACCCUCUUCAGGGACCCCCAGUUCCCAGCCGGCCCCUCCGCCCUCGGGUUCAAGGAGCUGGGGCCGCACUCCAGCAAGACGCGGGGGGUGGAGUGGAAGCGCCCCUCGGAGUUAGUGGGUGACCCUCAGUUCAUCGUUGGCGGCGCAACCCGGACGGAUAUCUGCCAGGGGGCUCUGGGUGACUGCUGGCUCCUGGCUGCCAUCGGCUCCCUCACGCUCAAUGAGGAGCUCCUGCACCGCGUGGUGCCCCACGGGCAGAGCUUCCAGGAGGACUAUGCUGGCAUCUUCCACUUCCAGAUCUGGCAGUUCGGCGAGUGGGUGGACGUGGUGGUGGAUGACCAGCUGCCCACCAAGGACGGGGAGCUCCUGUUCGUGCACUCAGCGGAGUGCACCGAGUUCUGGAGUGCUCUGCUGGAGAAGGCCUAUGCCAAGCUGAACGGCUGCUACGAGGCGCUCUCGGGGGGCAGCACCACCGAGGGCUUUGAGGACUUCACCGGCGGCGUGGCAGAGAUGUACGACCUCAAGCGGGCGCCGCGCAACAUGGGCCACAUCAUCCGCAAGGCGCUGGAGAGGGGGUCCCUGCUGGGCUGCUCCAUCGACAUCACAAGUGCCUUUGAUAUGGAAGCGGUGACCUUCAAGAAGCUGGUGAAGGGCCAUGCCUAUUCCGUCACAGCCUUCAGAGAUGUGAACUACCGGGGUCAGCAGGAACAGCUCAUCCGCAUCAGGAACCCCUGGGGUCAGGUGGAGUGGACGGGAGCCUGGAGCGAUGGCUCCCCUGAGUGGGACAACAUUGACCCCAGCGACAGGGAAGAGCUUCAGCUGAAGAUGGAGGAUGGAGAGUUCUGGAUGUCUUUCCGGGACUUCAUGAGGGAGUUCUCCAGGCUGGAGAUCUGCAACCUCACCCCCGAUGCCCUCACCAAGGACGAGCUCAGCAGGUGGCACACGCAGGUGUUCGAGGGCACGUGGCGCCGGGGGAGCACUGCUGGGGGCUGCAGGAACCACCCAGCCACGUUCUGGAUCAACCCCCAGUUUAAGAUCAAGCUGCUGGAAGAGGAUGAUGACCCCGGGGACGACGAGGUGGCCUGCAGCUUCUUGGUGGCCCUGAUGCAGAAGCACCGGCGGCGGGAGCGGCGGGUGGGUGGCGACAUGCACACCAUUGGCUUCGCUGUCUACGAGGUUCCUGAGGAGGCCCAGGGCAGCCAGAACGUGCACUUGAAGAAGGACUUCUUCCUGCGAAACCAGUCGCGGGCACGCUCCGAGACCUUCAUCAACCUGCGGGAGGUGAGCAACCAGAUCCGUCUGCCCCCUGGCGAGUACAUCGUUGUGCCCUCCACCUUUGAGCCGCACAAGGAGGCCGACUUCGUCCUGCGGGUCUUCACCGAGAAGCAGUCGGACACGGCGGAGCUGGACGAGGAGAUCUCUGCAGAUCUGGCAGACGAGGAGGAAAUAACCGAGGAUGACAUAGAGGAUGGCUUCAAGAACAUGUUCCAGCAGCUGGCAGGAGAGGACAUGGAAAUCAGCGUCUUCGAGCUCAGGACCAUUCUGAACAGAGUCAUCGCUAGACACAAAGACCUGAAGACAGAUGGGUUCAGCCUGGACUCCUGCCGCAACAUGGUCAACCUGAUGGAUAAGGACGGCAGCGCCCGCCUGGGGCUGGUGGAGUUCCAGAUCCUGUGGAAUAAGAUCCGAAACUGGCUGGUUAUCUUCCGUCAGCACGACCUGGAUAAGUCGGGCACCAUGAGCUCCUACGAGAUGCGCAUGGCACUGGAGUCGGCUGGUUUCAAGCUGAACAACAAGCUGCACCAGGUGGUGGUGGCCCGCUACGCGGACGCCGACAUGGGCGUGGACUUCGACAACUUCGUCUGCUGCCUGGUCAAGCUGGAGGCCAUGUUCAGGUUCUUCCGCAGCAUGGACCCCGAGGGCACGGGCACCGCCGUGAUGAACUUCGCCGAGUGGUUGCUGCUGACGAUGUGUGGCUAGGAGCCAGGACUGAUCCGCUGUGGCUGGGACACCCCGGCGGGCCAGGCCCCCUCCAAGUGCCUCCCCUCGGGUCCGUGGACACAGGACAAUCCCUCCCCUCGCUCCAUCCCACGCCGAGCCACC